AUGGGUGUUAUGAAAUCAAAACAACAAGAAACUGACACGAAACUGACCAAGAAGAAAACAGAACGCAACAUGGUCAAACGUAUAAAUUUAAAAAGUUUGAGGCAAGAAUACGAGUUGAAACCUUCCAGGAGUUUUAUCGUUCGCUUUGCGGGGAAAGCAGAGAGGAAAAACCCGAGCGGCGAGAACAUCGACGAAUGUCUGAAGAAAUUGUACAAGAAAGUUCAAGAUAAUAUAAAUGGAUUACCACGAGUUUGUUUGGAGAUUAACUCUGCUGAUGUUAAGAUUCGAUGGAUUCAGAGUGAAACCGAACAUCAAGAGGAAAUAGUAGUGCCCUUUACUCGAGUAUCUUUUGUUGUGGCAGAUAAAAAACAUCAACUGUUCGCUUUCAAUGACUUCGUUUCCCAGAAACCGAAAAAAGUUGAGUGUUAUGCUUUCAUUUGCACUGAGUCGGAGAAGUCUGAUGUGGUAGCGAACGCUUUCUCAGAAGCGUUCAAAGAAGUCCAGGAGAGACCAAGGAGGGGCUCAGGUCUCGACGCGAAAGUAGAAACUUAA
Molecule: messenger RNA, 552 nt
Organism: Pocillopora meandrina
Lineage: Eukaryota; Metazoa; Cnidaria; Anthozoa; Scleractinia; Pocilloporidae
Source: the annotation of a GenBank genome assembly